Messenger RNA from Aphanomyces astaci, 387 nucleotides. RefSeq lists its product as hypothetical. The transcript has a single exon. The record is from RefSeq and is a predicted model, not a curated record. The coding region runs from base 1 to 387 and encodes 128 amino acids. NCBI's taxonomy places the organism in Eukaryota, Oomycota, Saprolegniomycetes, Saprolegniales, Verrucalvaceae.
AUGGUCGUCGAAGUCAUGACGAAGUCGAUUAAGCCCGAAUCGCUGAAGACGGCGGUUCAAAAACAGCUGCAGUUGCAGCGGAACAAGGCGUUGAAGAACGACGUCUUCCGUUACGUCAACUGGCUGCGGACUUUUGCAGCUGGCCACCAGCUGUACGUCGGGCUCGUCGACGAGCCUAAACCUUCCCCAGCAGCGAAGUCGGUAGAAGCUCCUCGAGGCGGCAAGCCUCAAGUUUCAAGACGUGAAGGCGGACGGGAAGACGCCGCCAAGAACAAUGGCAGAGUCGGCGGAAAGGCCGAAACGAUUGUGCCCAAGAAUGCCGAGCCCUCUGCCAAGAAGGGCUGCUUGAAGUUCGGAGACAUGAGUCACCGUGUGGCGAAGCCGUAA